AGUUAGAAAUGCUGAAUGAUGAUGAAAAUGAAAGUUCGAUGGAGCAGCAUCAGUGUUCUAAUGCUGAUGUUACCACCAAAAAGGUUUUUGGCGGGCUAGUAGGGAUAGGGCUGCCAAAACCUGCAUUGCCAAUUGUGAAAGAUAGGCCUACUGAAGAAUAUGUUGAAGAAGAGGAAGAAACUGACAAGCCGAUGGAGCAGUUUAGGGCUAAUAUUAAACCCUUCAACAUGCGAGAUCUUCGCAAGACAUCCUCUACGCCAUUGGCAGUUCAAAGAAAGAAGAAAUCCGUAUUGGAUGCCUCGGUAGCUGGGAAGAAGGUUGAAGCUAUCAGUAACGUCAAAAAAGAAGUUCUUGAGCUUCAAAAGACUUUGUACUCAAAACAAAUUCAAUUUUUGGAAGACGAGCAUGAGGCUAAAUUAAGGCAUUUAGAAGAGGAGCACCAAAAAAAAAUGACACUUUUAAAUUUGAAAAUCGAAAAACAGGCAACGGAAUUGGCUCUUUUAAAAAAUAACUAAAUUAUUCAUGUGUUCGAUUGUAGAAAAAACAGCAUUAUGCUUCUUGGUGUUUGGUCUGUUUGGUAUUACAUUCUGCACCAUUAUUAU
This is a messenger RNA of Macrosteles quadrilineatus (aster leafhopper), 602 nucleotides long. RefSeq lists its product as uncharacterized. Lineage: Eukaryota; Metazoa; Arthropoda; Insecta; Hemiptera; Cicadellidae. The coding region runs from base 9 to 515 and encodes 168 amino acids. The transcript has 2 exons. The record is from RefSeq and is a predicted model, not a curated record.